GCAGCGGUACCUAAUAUCUGAUAAGUACUGGAAGACAUAUGAUGGUGUUAUACUUUUCUACACUGGCAACGAAGGGGACAUUACCUGGUUUUCGAAUCGUACGGGGUUCAUGUGGGACGUUGCUGAGAAGCUGAAAGCUUUGCUGGUCUUUGCUGAGCAUCGAUACUACGGGGAAUCCCUUCCCUUCGGCGAGGACUCAUACAAGGAUUCCAAGCACUUGAACUUCCUGACCUCAGAACAGGCUCUGGCUGAUUUUGCAGAGUUAAUCAGACACUUGAAAAGAACAGUUCCAGGAGCAGAUGGUCAGCCUGUCAUCGCCAUUGGGGGCUCUUAUGGCGGCGUGCUUGCAGCCUGGUUCAGGAUGAAAUAUCCUCACUUGGUAGUUGGAGCCCUUGCAGCUUCUGCCCCUAUCUGGCAGUUUGCAGAGUUGAUUCCCUGCGGUGUGUUUAUGAAGAUUGUAACUGAAGAUUUUAGAAAAAGUGGUGUAAAAUGUUCAGAGAGCAUCCUCAGGUCUUGGGGUGCCAUUAACCGACUCUCAAAUACGGGCAGUGGUCUACUGUGGCUCACGAGAACCUUUCACCUGUGUUCCCCCCUAAACUCUGAGGACAUCCAACGCCUGAAAGACUGGAUCUCCGAGACCUGGGUCAACCUGGCCAUGGUGAACUACCCAUACCCAGCCAACUUUUUAAAGCCUUUGCCUGCGUGGCCUAUCAAGGUUGUUUGCCAGUACCUGACAAAUCCCUACAUGUCUGACUCCAUGCUGAUUCAGAACAUUUACCAAGCUAUGAAUGUGUAUUAUAAUUUCUCAGGCCAGUCCAAAUGCAAUAAUAUUUCCGAAACAACAAUUGGCAAUUUGGGAUCCCGGGUUUGGAGCUAUCAGACCUGCACAGAAAUAAUUCUGCCUUUUUGCACGAAUGGCAUCAACGACAUGUUUGAACCACGUGCAUGGGAUUUAGAAAAGUACUCUGAUGACUGUUAUAAACAGUGGUCUGUGAGGCCACGCCCUUCCUGGAUCACUACCAUGUAUGGAGGCAAAAACAUUGGCACACACUCAAACAUCGUUUUCAGCAAUGGCGACCUAGACCCGUGGUCAGCAGGUGGAGUCACUGAAGACCUCUCUGAUACCUUGGUGGUGGUCAACAUUCCAGAGGGAGCCCACCAUUUAGAUCUGCGAUUCAGCACUCCCACAGAUCCACCAUCCCUGCAGUUAGCCCGCUCGGUGGAAAUCAGACACAUGAAACAAUGGAUCUCAGAUUACUAUAGCAAUUACAGAAGGAUGCCCUGAGCAGUUUCUAAAAAUCACUUUUACUUCUUUUAUGUUCGCUCCACCCACAAACCCAUUCACUUUGAUUUUUUUUAAAACAUGUAAUUACUUUCUCUCAUUUGUCAUUGUAUUUGUUGGGCCAAGGUUGAGACAGAAGAUAGUGACAGGGGUGGGCGCAGCCAUCCCACCCUGGUGGCUGCUCCAUCUUCACUGACGUGGUUCCUGACUGCCAUUCACCAGGAGAGCCUGCUCUCUCACAAGUGGGGACCGUCUCCUUGGUUUUGAGGUUGAAGUCUCUCUGGCCCAUUGUACGUCCCCACUCCUGCCACAAAAGGGAAAGCAGAAGCUGGAUUAGAAAGGCUGCGGCUGCAGCCGGUAGGAUGUGCGAUGCCUGCCGAUCCAGGAAACGGGGCCGCCUCCUUUGUACGCUGAUUGACUGUGACUGUGCUGCAAUAAAGAACAAGGCAGGCCUA
This is a messenger RNA of Psammomys obesus (fat sand rat), 1737 nucleotides long. RefSeq names its product prolylcarboxypeptidase (gene Prcp). Gene Ontology annotation, biological process: regulation of blood vessel endothelial cell migration; negative regulation of systemic arterial blood pressure; angiogenesis involved in wound healing. Gene Ontology annotation, molecular function: serine-type exopeptidase activity; dipeptidyl-peptidase activity. The transcript is spliced from 8 exons. The record is from RefSeq and is a predicted model, not a curated record. The coding region runs from base 110 to 1285 and encodes 391 amino acids. Lineage: Eukaryota; Metazoa; Chordata; Mammalia; Rodentia; Muridae.